CAUUGUCGUGUCACAUGACUGCUGUGUCCUUGGUAACGCAGCGCAGAUCCCGUCGGUCUCCAUGGUGACUGUGUACACUGAUCCUGAGGAAGCCGCAGCGGUACACCAUGAGCCGGACUCUGACCCAAGUGCCGCCGGGCCCCGGACCCCGAUACCGGGCCAACCGCAACUACGACUUCAUCUACGAUCCUUUAUACACGUUGUCCAGUGAGAAGGAUCAUGCGCAGGCGGCGUUCAGAGCGCACGUGUCACAUGACCGGAUGCAAAAAGUCCCGGAGUUCCCGUCGAUGUUCAGUGAGUUGGUGCACGAGCCGCGGUUCACCCUGCGCCUGCAGCUCAAAGACCCCGUCCCCCAAUUCAUCAGCCGACAGUGGAGGGGACGAGAGGAGCAGAGACUGAGCGCGCUCCGACAGCUGAACGGAUUGCAGCCGUCAUCAUCUGUCACCCAGGGAGAUGCUGAUAAUGGAGACGUCUCUGGUAGAAACAGAUACAAAUUUUUCGAGAGACCUCUGAUCCCGUUCUCCCAGCAGACGGCGCCCACCGUGCUCCUCGCCGUCUCCAGGGCAGAGAACACCCCCCGAGCGGAGCGGGCGGCCACCCCCUUGGUGCGCACAGUGGCUGUUCAGACCGACUACCGGGACAGCGAGGCGCAGACUGACCCCUACAGUCCGGAGUUUACGGUGCGGCCCGGGUCGGUCCCGGAGGUCCUGAUGCUGGCGAACCUGACGUGGGGACACGGGCUCCCGGCCGGCCUGGCGGAGGUGGAGAUGAUCGAGCGCGCCCGUGAGAAGCGAGCCUGGGAAGCCACUCUGCCCCCCCUGAGCGAUCCCUCCCAGCUGGAGAAGAGGAGGAAGAUGAUGGACGAGCAGGAGAGGAAGGAGUGGGCCUUCAGGGAGCGGGAGAUCGACAAGUUACAGGCGGCGCGGCUGGAGGUGCUCCGGAAACUUCUCCAGAAACGAUCGGAGACCCAGGAGGAUCUGGACACCAAGAGACUGGACGCCAAAUGGACGAAACUGCAAAACGACAAAGAAGAGCGCGCUCAGCGCAUCCGGAAGGAACACAUUAAAGCCAUCAGGAAGUUAUCUCAGAAGAUGGGUAACGUAGAGGAGAAGCUGGAGAGACGUGACAUCAUCCAGGACUUCACGGACUACUCCUCCCAGACGUACGCCCCGCUCGCCCGCAUCGGGAACUUCCCGGACCGACUGUCGGAGCAGUUCACAGUGAAGAGCCCCUUCCUGAACUCCUACCAAGGUUUGCUGGACUUGGAGGCAAAUCUCCCCGACUUUGUGACACAACCGCGCAUCCGCGCCCCCAAACCCCGGAGCACGACCAAGGACGGAUUCCUGAAACGCCAGGCCCUGCUGGAGCGCCAGAUGCAACAAGUCCACGAGGCUCUGCUGGAAAAGAAGAACAAAUCCCAGCAAGCAGACAAGACACUGCGCUUCCUGCAGAAGAUCGAGAAGCCGGCCCCCCGUCCUGCCACCCCCAGAGUGCCGGAGCCCCCCGAGGGCGACGAGGAGAAGGAACUGGCUGUGAUCUUCCUCCAGAAGCUGAUCCGUGGACGGGCCACGCAGAACAUGAUGUUUGAAGGGAAGGAGAAGCGUCUGGAGCUGAUCCGGGAGCAGCGGAUGACCCACGCCCUGCAGGAGGAGGAGCAACUGCUGAAGAAGGAAGAGAGGGAGGCGGCCAUCACCCUGCAGAGACAGCGGGGACUCCGGGACCACCAGUCAUCCAUAGAGGACGAGCAGCUGUCCUGGUUGGAGGGGGGGGUCCUGUCAGACAUGUUUGACUUCCUCUCCAAGGAGCUGGUCCGGCUGCAGGAGGAGCGCAGGAUCCACGCAUUUGCAAUGCUCGCCGAGCGCCAUCGCCGCAUCCGGGAAGCAGAAGAGAGUGGGCGGAGACAAGUGGAGGAGAGGCGGAGACGAGAGGAGGAUGAGAUCUUCAGACAGGUUGUAGACAUCCAUCAGAGUACGGUAGAUUCCUAUCUAGAAGACGUCAUCCUCAGCACAGUCGCUCACACUGCAGAGGAUCAGGCCCGAGAGGAGAUUCAGAGGAAAGCCCAGGAGAUCAAUGAUAUCGCCUACCAGAUGGAGAGCAGCCGCACCGCCCUUCAGUCUGAGGAGAUUGUGGCAGAAUUGGUUUACAGUUUCCUAAUUCCUGAAAUCCAGAAGAAAAGUGUCAGAGAAAGAGUGAGGAUUUCCCAGCGCAGACAUCUUCAGGCCGCGCACCAUGUGAUCAACAGCAAUACAGAGACUCUGCUGAGCGAGGCCGCGGACCCCCCAACACCCCCAGCCAAGAGACAGUGAUGACCCUUCACAACCUCAGACCCCCGUACAGGGAUAAACCCCCAUACUGACCCCGCUCUGCAGACAGAAUGCCCAUUAUAAUGGAGUAUUAUAAUGUUAUAGUGCCCCCCAGUGUCUGCUGUAAUGGAGGACGGAGUAUUAUAUUAUAUUAUAUAAUGUUAUACUGUAAUGGAGGACGAGUAUUAUAUUA
Molecule: messenger RNA, 2496 nt
Organism: Hyla sarda
Lineage: Eukaryota; Metazoa; Chordata; Amphibia; Anura; Hylidae
Gene: CFAP91
Product: cilia and flagella associated protein 91
Exons: 17
Coding region: 108-2306 (732 amino acids)
Source: RefSeq, a predicted model, not a curated record